AGUAUAAUCUGUGUUGGAAUUGCUGCCCUGUGAAUUCCAAGCUCAGGGCAAAAGUAGGGUAAAGGUAGAUACAAAGUAGAAGCCAAAACUACAGCAAAGAGAAAAUCUGGAGGGGCUGCAGCCAGUUUAACUUUUAUUUUUUUAAGAAGAAAUACCUGCACGUUUGUUUCUGUGCACUGAACUAUACAUUUUUAGUUUUAAUAAUCUUCCAGCGGAAAAGAAACCUGUAUUUGAGACAUUCAGACUAUCAAACAGGAGGAAAAGAAGCAGCCUGAAACAUAUCUCACCCAGUUAAUGAAAACAGGAAUUACAUUGCUGGAUGAUGGAAGAAAAAACCGUUCCAAAACAUGGGGAUAAGAAUGCAACACAGCUACACCAGUGAUUCUGAAUUAGAAAGAAAAAUUGUCAAAAGAUCACUAUGCUCCAACUUGAAAACCUCUGCAUGUUACGGUGUGAUAAUAAUUUGGAUGCACUGGUGAGCCCUACCUAAACUGAAUGUCUUUUUAACUGAGAAAUCAUUAAGGCUUCUUUUCAAAACAACGGAUUGAAGAAUAAACAAAUUAAGAAAGCUAUUUUAGGAGCCUGAGUGUGGAUAGGAAAUGAGGCAGUGAGAGACCUUUCAGGGGAAUCCAGGCACAGGUGAAGGAAAACGUGGAGUGGAAGUUGGAGUAUCUGAGUAUCUGGAGAAGAAAGCCACCAGAAAGUAAAAGAGUAUGGCAAUGAUGAAGGAGAUUCUCCGGUCCAGAAAUCUCUUGCUCGUUGUUCUCAUUCCACUUCUGCUGCUUCCUCUGCCACUCUUAUUCCCCAGCAGCGAAGCCUCAUGUGCCUACGUGCUGACUGUGACAGCUGUAUACUGGGUCUCUGAAGCAGUACCUCUCGGUGCAGCAGCCUUAGUUCCUGCUUUCCUAUACCCACUUUUUGGAGUCAUGAAGUCCAGUGAGGUGGCUGCCGAAUAUUUCAAGAACACAACUUUGCUCCUCAUGGGUGUGAUUUGUGUGGCAGCUUCUGUAGAAAAGUGGAAUCUCCACAAGCGAAUCGCCCUGCGUAUGGUCAUGAUGGCUGGAGCAAAGCCAGGCAUGUUGCUUCUUUGCUUUAUGUGUUGUACCACGGUGCUCUCCAUGUGGCUUUCCAACACAUCCACCACAGCCAUGGUGAUGCCAAUCGUGGAGGCAGUGCUCCAGGAGCUAGUGAAUGCUGAGGAGGAACAUGAGGUCAUCAAUACUGCAGGAAGCACCAUUAUUGAAGAAAACGAGCCAAUAGGUCAGAGCCGUCUGACUUGUACUGCCAAAGACACAGGUCUCAGCGAAAAGCAUGGCCAACCUUCACUGGAGCUUAUCUUCAUCAAUGAGGAUGCUACCACUACUGACUUCAGCUCCUUGAUGCACUCAAAGAGUAUGAAUGGUGUGCACAUGAUAGCCAACGCUAUUGGAACGAUGAAUUCUAAGAGCAAUGGGCAGUGCCUACCUCAGGCUCAGAUACUGGUCCUGCCUCCUAAGCCCUCAGAACUGGGCCUGAGCACUAAGUACCGGUAUCAGACCAGACAUGACCACAUGGUCUGUAAAUGCCUCUCACUGAGUAUCUCCUACGCGGCAACCAUUGGAGGACUGACAACCAUCAUAGGGACUUCCACUAGCCUCAUAUUCUUAGAACAUUUCAACAACCACUACCCAAAUGCUGAAGUGGUGAAUUUUGGAACCUGGUUUUUGUUCAGUUUCCCCAUCUCCCUCAUCAUGUUGGUCCUGACUUGGUUCUGGAUGCAUUGGCUCUUCUUGGGUUGCAAUUUUAGAGAGACCUGUUCUGUGAGCAAGAAGAAGAAGACCAAACGGGAAGAAAUGUCAGAGAAAAGAAUUCAAGAAGAAUAUAAGAAACUGGGAAAUGUUAGCUAUCCUGAGAUGGUGACUGGGCUUUUCUUCGUUCUGAUGACCUUGCUUUGGUUUACUCGUGAGCCUGGCUUUGUACCAGGAUGGUCAUCUUUUUUUGAGAAGAAAGGUUACCGGACUGAUGCCACUGUCUCUGUAUUCCUUGGCUUUCUUCUCUUCCUGAUUCCAGCAAAAAAGCCAUGUUUUGGAAAAAGGGAAAAAGGAGAUGGUGAAACGUCAACAGACGUUAACACACUGGAUCCCAUCAUUACUUGGAAGGACUUCCAGAAGACCAUGCCCUGGGAGAUUGUAGUGUUGGUUGGAGGAGGUUAUGCCUUAGCAGCUGGAUGCAAGACCUCUGGUCUCUCUACAUGGAUUGGACGCCAAAUGCUUUCCCUGAGCAGCCUUCCCUGCUGGGCUGUAACUCUGCUGGCCUGCAUUUUGGUGUCCCUGAUAACAGAGUUUGUUAGUAAUCCAGCAACCAUAACCAUCUUCCUGCCUAUUUUAUGCAGCAUGUCAGAAACCCUGCUUAUCAACCCUUUAUACACCCUGAUUCCUGUCACCAUGUGUAUCUCAUUUGCGGUGAUGCUGCCAGUGGGUAAUCCUCCAAAUGCCAUUGUCUUCAGUUAUGGGCACUGCCAGAUUAAAGAUAUGGUGAAAGCUGGCCUGGGUGUAAAUCUGAUUGGCUUGGCUGUUGUCAUGGUGGCAAUCAACACUUGGGGAAUUAGACUUUUCCAGCUGAAUACUUUUCCAGAAUGGGCAGCAGUCAGCAACAUCACUAACCAAACAUAACCUCCAAUGAAAAAAAAAAGUGCAAGACCAAAGUGAGUUGGGACAAAAUAUUAAACCUACAUUGCACGCAUGAAAGAAAGGAGAAAACUUGUGUAUACAUACAACAAGGAUCCAUAGCAAACCAUGAAGAAAACCAACAGGGAAGUCUUCUGCAAAAGCUUUUCAGUUCUGAAAAUCAGUAUGGGUUAAAAGGAGAGAUUAGUUUUGCUCUGUUGUUGCUUUCCCUGUGAUACCAUAACUCUGAAAAGAAGCAUCUCCCCCAAAUUCUCUGCCUAUGGCCUUUUCAUGCCCUAGAACAAUUACGUAGGACUUGUAAAACAGGGGAUAUGGGAGUCCAAUGACAGAAGUGAAUACAUACACUAGUGUGCUCAGUAGUGGGAUAGUCAAUCCUACCAUUGACUCCUAUGGUGAAUGAAGAGUGAGUCUUAUUCCCAAACCUAGAGUUUUAUAAGCCUACUUCUUUUAAAGGCAAAUUAUUAGUCUUCUUUUGAGGUGAGUCAUCACUGUGUUGGAAAAAAACACUUUCCCAGCUAAUGCAAGUGGCCCAGAAAGAAAUACAGCUACCAACCACAGCACUUCAAAGGGAUAAUAGAAACCACCAAACAGCUAGGAAGGAGAAGUCUCCUAUGAGACUUGUUUUUCCACUGCACUCGUAUAAAGUUUCCAAUAUUGCAGUACUUGCAAUCUCUGCUUUGGAAGGAAGAGCUUCAGAAACAGAUAGAAAGUUUUGGUCAAUACCUUCUUUCCUUAUCAUUGUACUGCAGCGGGAGCUUUUUCAGCAGGGGAAGCUGUGACCAGCAAAACCUUCCCAGGCCAACAGACCCAUUGUUCUCCUCCCUCUUUGGCUGCUGUUUAGACAGUUCAGCAGUUACGAUUCCCAACAGAGAAAGUACAAUCUGGUCCAAGGUGGCACUCAGCACUGCUCCAUGAAUAAAAAGGGAGAAGGCUGAAGUGGAGUGGUGCUGGUCUAUCUCCUGAUGGUGCGCACUCACUUGAACAUCACACCCACCUGCUCUCAAGCAGCUCAGAGAACAGGAACUUCAACCAUAGAAAACUGUGACAUAGAGUGGCUAACUACCAAACCAAAACACCAAUCUCCUCAUCAUCUGCAAAGUGAAUGCCCUGCUUUUCUGAGUGGAUCCCUGUGAUACUCAGUAAACCUUAUCUUGUAUUAUGUCCUGUUUUUAAUAAUUUCUUUCAUGUCAAUGCAUUUAAGCUCUGUAUUAGGAUGAUUGGAUCUUGUAAUCGCACUCUUUAUAUAUACACUUUAAUGAAUUUUUAUGCUUUCCACUUAUAAUCUGGGCUACUUAGAUGUUAGUAUAAAUGCCUAUUCUGCAAAAAUAAAAUGUCAAUAAAAUAAAUUAUUCACUAUUGCA
This is a messenger RNA of Phalacrocorax carbo (great cormorant), 4027 nucleotides long. The record is from RefSeq and is a predicted model, not a curated record. Lineage: Eukaryota; Metazoa; Chordata; Aves; Suliformes; Phalacrocoracidae.